Messenger RNA from Elephantulus edwardii (Cape elephant shrew), 1323 nucleotides. It is a transcript of the gene SLC14A1, whose product is annotated as solute carrier family 14 (urea transporter), member 1 (Kidd blood group). Bases 1 to 1323 code for a protein of 440 amino acids. Gene Ontology annotation, molecular function: urea transmembrane transporter activity. The record is from RefSeq and is a predicted model, not a curated record. The transcript is spliced from 9 exons. NCBI's taxonomy places the organism in Eukaryota, Metazoa, Chordata, Mammalia, Macroscelidea, Macroscelididae. Gene Ontology annotation, cellular component: membrane. Gene Ontology annotation, biological process: urea transmembrane transport.
AUGAAUGGACGGUCUUUGGUUGCCGGUGCUGAUGAUGCCCCGCCUGGUCCUCUUUGGAGGGACCCUUUCGGAAAUAAAGCUGGUGAGGCAGCGCGCCGAGGCUUCAGCCAGCUAAGAUUGGCCCUUGUCCGCAGGCUGGACAAACAGGAACCAGAGGAAGACAUUGCCAUGGAAGACAGCCCUACUAUUGUGAAACUUGACCAAGGUGAAAACCAGGUCUCCCCGUGUGGAAGGAGACGGUGUCUCCCCAAGGCACUUGGCUAUGUCACUGGAGACAUGAAAGAAUUGGCUGACUGGCUAAAAGACAAGCCAAUGGUACUUCAGUUCAUUGACUGGGUCCUGCGGGGAAUAUCCCAAGUGGUGUUUGUCAGCAACCCCAUCAGUGGAAUCCUGAUAGUGGUGGGACUCCUGGUCCAGAACCCGUGGUGGGCUCUCAACGGCUUUUUGGCAACUGUAGUCUCCACUCUGACGGCCUUGCUGCUCAGUCAAGACAGGUCAGCAAUAGCCGCGGGUCUCCAUGGUUACAACGCUACCCUGGUGGGAAUACUCAUGGCUGUCUUUUCAGAUAAGGGAAACUAUUUCUGGUGGCUGCUAUUCCCUGUAUCCCUCAUGUCCAUGACUUGCCCGAUCUUCUCAAGUGCCUUGAGCUCUGUGUUCUGCAAGUGGGACCUCCCUGUCUUCACCUUGCCUUUCAACAUGGCGCUCUCCAUGUAUCUGGCAGCCACGGGACAUUACAAUCCCUUUUUUCCAAUCAAGUUGGUCACGCCUGUCAGCUCUGUUCCCAAUGUCACCUGGUCUGACCUCAGCGCCCUAGAGUUACUAAAAUCUCUGCCUGUGGGUGUGGGUCAGAUAUAUGGCUGUGACAACCCGUGGACAGGGGGCAUCUUCCUGUGUGCCAUUCUGCUGUCCUCCCCGCUCAUGUGCCUGCAUGCAGCCAUUGGAUCUCUGCUGGGAAUCGCAGCAGGCCUCAGCCUUUCAGCUCCAUUUGAGAACAUCUACUUCGGACUGUGGGGUUUCAACAGCUCUCUGGCCUGCAUUGCAAUAGGAGGAAUGUUCAUGGCACUCACUUGGCAAACCCACCUCCUGGCAAUUGCCUGUGCCCUGUUCACUGCCUACCUUGGAGUCAGCAUGUCACAUGUGAUGGCUGUGGUUGGACUGCCGGCCUGUACCUGGCCCUUCUGUUUGGCCACGCUGCUCUUCCUCUUGGUGACCACAGAAAACCCCAACAUCUACAGGAUGCCACUCAGCAAAGUCACUUAUCCUGAGGAAAACCGCAUCUUCUACAUGCAAGCCAAGAAAAGGAUGACUGAAAGCCCUUUGUAA